Cylicocyclus nassatus is the source of this 1188-nucleotide messenger RNA. The record is from the annotation of a GenBank genome assembly. Lineage: Eukaryota; Metazoa; Nematoda; Chromadorea; Rhabditida; Strongylidae.
AUGUUUGGGUUGAUUGCUACGCUUUCGCUUGUGGUGGUCGGAGCUCAUUCCGCCGUCUUUUCCGAUGAUUUCGCUUACAACAACAUGCUCCCUCUGGCUGCUGCAGCUUAUUCAGACCAUCCGGAUGCAUGCGUCAGAAAUCACUUUAACGGACAGAUCUACAGAUUUUACAAGCAACACUCAGAAUAUGAGAUUUGGAUAACUGGGCACUCACUGGGAGGUGCAUUGGCAUCUCUGGCGGCAUCUUAUUUAAUCGACUAUGCAUUCCGCGUCAUCCAUGCCAAUGAUGGGGUACCUCAUGUCCCACCCGAAAAGUUCGGAUACCGCCAUCAUAAACAGGAGGUUUACUACUCUGGGCAAGACAUGUUAGCAGGGAAAGGGAAAAUGUGCAACCCCGGUCAAUGCAGCGAUAAGAUUAACUGGCUUACCUACGAUUUCUCUAAUACCCAUAAGUGCUAUUAUGGAAAGGCAUUCACACUAGUCGUUACACUUUGCCUUGCGGCUUCACUCAAUGCUGUCAGAUUAUUUGACUACAACUUCGUUAGGAAUCAAAUGUUCCCUCUGGCUGCCGCCGCCUAUUCGGAUGAGCCAAGGGGCUGCAUACUCAAUCGCUUAGGCUAUAAUGGAACUCAUGGGAACUUGUUCUUUGACCAUAAUCUUGUUCAAUGCGAUGGUUUUGAGAAUGACUGCUAUGGAUUCCUAGCCACACUAACCGAACAGUCGGCGAUAGUUCUUAGUUUCAGAGGCACCAAUUAUCUAAGUCAACUCAAAAACGAAGUUGCCACCAGCGCUGCUGUGGUCCCCAUGGGGUCAGGUGAAGUGUCUUGGUACUUCUACAAUGCCUUCUCAAAUGUGUGGGGAAAUGACGCAAAAGGCGUAAAAGGUCUAGAACGUGCCUUCAAGAACCAGAUCGAACGACACCCUAAGUACGAAAUAUGGGUGACCGUCCAUUCGCUCGGAGGUGCCAUGGCGUCUCUGGCAGCGUAUCACAUCGCCAAAACUUAUAACAAGAUAUCUGAGCGGAUAAAUGAACGGAUAAAGCUGGUAACAUUCGGAGAGCCAAGAACAGGCAAUGCUGCAUAUGCUGAAGACUUCAAUAAAAAGGUAGAAAUUUACAUAAUCAUUUACACAGCAUGCUCGAAUACCCGCUCUGCCUUGCUCUGUCAGUACACUAUGUCAGUAUACUAA